This is a messenger RNA of Talaromyces atroroseus, 795 nucleotides long. RefSeq lists its product as hypothetical. The transcript is spliced from 4 exons. The coding region runs from base 1 to 795 and encodes 264 amino acids. Gene Ontology annotation, molecular function: oxidoreductase activity, acting on the CH-OH group of donors, NAD or NADP as acceptor. NCBI's taxonomy places the organism in Eukaryota, Fungi, Ascomycota, Eurotiomycetes, Eurotiales, Trichocomaceae. The record is from RefSeq and is a predicted model, not a curated record.
AUGAACAACGGCGUUGCCGCCUCAUUUGACUGGAACAAGGAAAUCGUCCUUGUGACAGGCGGAUCAAAUGGAAUAGGGGCAGCAUGUGCGCAACAACUAGCCUCGGAAGGGACCCAGGUAGUUGUGCUUGAUGUAUUGCCAUUGACUUAUGAUGCUCCCAAACACUUGCACUAUUAUCGAUGUGAUCUGACCAACCAAGACGAUGUUCUUGCUGUUGCUGCAUCUAUUAGGCGGCAAAUUGGAGAGCCUACAUGCGUUGUAGCAAACGCAGGAAUAUGCCGCGGAAAAUCGUUGCUUCAAGCCACCAAACGGGACAUUGAACUCCUAGGGCUUUUGUGGACGGUGAAAGCGUUUGUCCCGUCUCUUGCAUCUCAUAAUCAUGGCCAUUUUGUGAUACUCGCCUCUCAAACAGGGUAUCUGGCAACAGCAGGCGUGGUAGACUACGCGGCCACUAAAGCGGCUGCCCUAGCUAUUUAUGAGGGACUCCAGACAGAGUUACGCCAUGUGUAUAAAGCCCCUGCGGUGCGCGUAUCAUGCGUGGCACCAUCAGCGGUAAACACCAAGAUGUUCACAGGCAUUCAGCUACCGUCAUCAAUUCAACCCCUGAAACCUGCAGAUGUUGGUUCAGCUGUGGUGAAGAUUUUACGAAGCGGACGGGCGCAGAAUAUGAUGAUGCCCUCUUCCGCAUGCAUUUCUCCAAUCAUUCGAGCACUUCCGGAUUGGCUGCGAAUUGGGUUGCAGGAUUUUGGAAAGGAUGUUAUGAUCAACCUGAACCCUCAUAAGCCACUAGGCUGA